Molecule: messenger RNA, 2968 nt
Organism: Xenopus laevis (African clawed frog)
Lineage: Eukaryota; Metazoa; Chordata; Amphibia; Anura; Pipidae
Gene: adam9.L
Product: ADAM metallopeptidase domain 9 L homeolog
Biological process (GO): proteolysis
Cellular component (GO): plasma membrane; membrane
Molecular function (GO): metallopeptidase activity; metalloendopeptidase activity
Source: RefSeq, marked provisional
GGGGCCGCAUAUAUUACAGUAUAACAAGGGCUCUGCCUGCUGCAGGCCUGGCAUGUACAAUUUAGGGGUUUAACAGGGACUCCCCCCGUCUAAUUUAGUUUGGUCCUACAUACUGAUCUAGUGGGACUGUGAGGCCAGACUGCUGCUGCUGCUUCAUUCAGUGGAUGUAGAUGAGGGGACACCCCAUGGCUUCUACCUGCCCAUCUCAGCCCUUCUCUAUAGGGAUCUGUCUGAUAUCAGCCAUCUGCACUCUCAUCCAGGGAAUAGAGCAGACAUCCUUCCUGUCUUCCUACAAUAUAAUUAUACCUCAGAAAGUAGCCCGGGCGCGAAGAGAUACAUCUGGCUCCUCUGGAGAGAAUUCACUUUCUUAUGCCAUCGAGGUAGAAGGCAAGAAACAUGUCCUGCAUUUGGAAAAGAACAGAGAUUUCAUCGCCAGAGACUUUGCGGUCUAUACAUAUGCAGAAAAUGGAAGUAUAAUAUCAAGCCGGCUUCAGGAUAAGGAGCACUGCCAUUAUCAGGGGUAUGCAGAGGGGGUUCCUGAAUCCGUUGUGGCCAUUAGCACCUGCUCCGGCUUACGGGGCAUGCUACACCUGCAGAACUCGAGUUAUGGGAUCGAACCCUUGGACAACUCGGACAGGUUCCAGCAUCUGGUAUAUCGCAUGGAGGAUGUAAAGAGCGAGCCAAUGGUGUGCGGAGUGAAAGCUGCUGACAAAGAGCCGGAGACAGAGCUUAACCCACCCAGUAUGACUCAGCUCCUGCGGAGGAAGAGGGCCAUUCUCCCCCAGACAAGAUAUGUGGAGCUCUUCAUAGUUGUGGACAAGGAACGGUUUGACAUGCUCAGCAGGAACGAGUCGGCUGUGCGGGCGGAAAUGGUGCAACUGUCAAAUUAUCUGGACAGUAUGUACACAAUGCUGAACAUUCGGAUUGUCCUGGUUGGCCUGAUGAUCUGGACAGACAGCAAUAAGAUCACCAUUGAUGGGACGGCAGGAGAUGUCCUUGGACGUUUCGUACAGUGGCGUGAGACUAACCUGGUCUCCCUGCGUAGACAUGACAGCGCCCAGCUUGUCCUGAAGAAAGGCUUUGGUGGCACAGCAGGCAUGGCGUUUGUGGGCACAGUAUGUUCCAGAAGUCAUGCCGGUGGUAUCAACGUGUUUUCUCACUACAAUGUCCAGUCCUUUGCUUCCAUUGUUGCCCACGAGCUGGGACACAACCUGGGAAUGAAUCACGACGAUGGCCGGAACUGCUUUUGUUCAGUGGAUAACUGCAUCAUGAACUCUGGUGCCACGGGAUCCAAAAACUUCAGCAGCUGCAGUGAAGAAGACUUUGAGAAGCUGACACUCAACAAGGGCGGGACCUGCCUAUUGAAUGUGCCUAAACCCGAUGAAGCUUACAGCGCCCCCUUCUGUGGAAACAAACUUGUGGAUGUGGGAGAGGAGUGUGACUGUGGGAAUCCCAAGGAAUGUGAAAAGGAUCCGUGCUGUGAGCCCGGGACCUGCAAGCUUCGCUCCGGAGCCCAGUGUGCCUACGGAACCUGCUGCCAAAACUGCGGGUUCUCCCCUGGCGGCACAGUCUGCAGGGCAGUGGCCAAUGAAUGUGACCUCCCAGAGUACUGCAAUGGCUCCUCCCCUUUCUGCCAGCCAGAUGUUUAUAUCCAGAAUGGGAACCCGUGCCAGAACAGUAAAGCCUACUGCUACAAUGGCAUGUGCCAGUCUUAUGAUGCCCAAUGCCAGGCCAUCUUCGGAUCCAAGGCCAAGUCUGCUCCCCCAAUUUGCUACCAAGAAGUAAACUCCAAAGGGGACCGCUUUGGGAACUGUGGGUUCCAAGGCAACGAUUACAGAAAAUGCGACACCAGGAAUGCCCGCUGUGGAAAGCUGCAGUGUGAGAAUGUGGAGUCUAUGCCUGUGUUUGGGAUACGACCUUCCUACAUUCAAACUCCCAUCCACGGCACCAGUACCGUUUGCUGGGGAGUGGAUUUCCAGCUCGGCUCUGAUGUCCCCGAUCCUGCCAUGGUGAAUGAAGGCACCAAGUGUGAUGAGAGCAAGGUCUGCAGUAAAUUCCAGUGUGUUGAUGCCUCUGUGCUUCAGUAUGACUGCGAUGUACAGAAGAAAUGUGGAGGAAAUGGGGUUUGCAACAGCAAUAAGAACUGUCAUUGUAACGAGGGCUGGGCCUUCCCAAAUUGCCAAACUGAAGGCUACGGGGGCAGCAUUGACAGCGGACCAACAUAUAAUGAUAAAGACACGUCUCUCAGGGACGGGCUGCUGGUUUUCUUCUUCCUUAUUGUUCCUCUUUUGGGCCUUGGCGCUUUUGUUUUCUUCAGGAGAAAUGAACUAAAAAGAAGAUUCUGCAGAAAAAAACGCUCCCAGGCCCACGAAGUUGAUAACAAAAAUGACACCGGAGGAGAGAGAUUAGCAUCAGGGACACCAAGGAAUGCACCAAGCACAGCACCUGGAAGGGGUGUUCCAAAUGCAGGCCCACCCAGGAAUGCACUCAAUGUUCCCCCCAAUAGAGGGACACCGGUUACUGGUCCACCAAGGAACAUGCCAAACCCAGCACAGAGUCAGAGGCCUUCUGCCCUCGGCCCCCCUAGAAAUGUGCCACCUGCUGGACCUUAUAGAAGUAUGCCAGCUACUUCACCCCCUCACAACACUCCCUAUCAACCCAAUAGCUUUGCUGUUCCAACAUAUACAGUGAAGCAGCCUCAGCAUACGCCAUCCAGGCCUCCUCUGCCUCACCAAAGAGAAGCAGCUGCCAAUAUAAUACCGUCACGCCCGGCCCCUGCUCCACCACUAUAGCUACUCUACACAGAUGAUCCACGUAGAAUUCUCUUGGGGACGUUUAUGAUGACGGGGCAGUUGUCCUCAACACACAAUCAGCAUUGAGAUGUGAGCCCUGUGUAAACGACACCUUCAAGCAGUGUAGCUGAGAAUGCUGGGAGAUGUAGUCCAGCGGAAAGACAGAGGGCUGCCUA